AUGUUUCGCUCACUAGUAACUAGUGUGACGAACAGCCCAGCUUGUGAGUUUGCCGGCCGAAUUCUUUCGGCGAACGGUGGUCAUAUAACUCAGCAGAGAGGUCGCCGAAGAACACUGACACCCGUUCCAUGGCUUCCUCCAGUCAAUGAGCAUGUUAAGAAAUCUAGCGUUGGAAUCAGCAAAGUAACUAAAACCCUCCUAGAAACUGUUAUCGAAAAAGAAACUCAAGUAGCUUCAACAUUUGCAAAUCAUGCCUCUCACCAGGCCGCCACUUCUAUCGCUGAUAUUCCUGCAUCAUCACGACGGGUAGGACUUGUUGUGCGCAAAAUUGGAAUGCUUCCGCAGUGGACCAAAGAAGGAGGUCGAAUUUUGUGUACUAUUCUAGAAGUCGACGAGAACCAUGUUGUCGGCAUCACAUCUCCGGAUUCUUGGUAUAAAGCAUCAGCGAUUGGAAAAAGAAAGGCAUUUAAUCGGCACGGACCUAUGUGGAGAGUAACUGUUGGGGCAACAAAUCAAGAUCCGACAAACUACACCUCUGCCUAUAGAAAAAAGUUCACCAGAGCUGGUGUACCAGUCAAAGAAACUCUUGGAUGCUUUUUGGUGACGGAAGAUGCUCUCCCAUUACUAGGACAACCACUGGAUGCUCGCCACUUCGAGGUUGGACAAUAUGUAACUGCAACUGGAAAAACGAUUGAUUGGGGUUUCCAAGGUGGAAUGCAUCGUUGGGGUAUGCGUGGGCAACCAACACGCCGAACAACCAAGUCUCACCGCAGGAUCGGUUCGGUAGGAUCAGUAGGUGAUGCCAGAAUUUGGCCAGGAAAGAGAAUGCCGGGACACAUGGGUUACGAAUGGAAAACUGUUUCGGGUUUAGAGAUUGUUCGAAUUAAUAUUGACAAGCAAGUCAUGUAUGUGAAAGGAUCGGUUCCAGGCGAUAUGGGAGAGAAACUCUUGCUAAAAGAUUGUCUUCAAGAAGAGAAACGAUUAAAGUCUGGUCCAAUGCCAACAUGGACUCCAUCUCUGGAAACUAUUGAAGAAGAACCCGAGUGUCCAGAAGAAGGUGUUGUUCCGAAAAACCUGCUUUUCAAGGAAACGUUUUCGCCAAAGUUAUUCCGUUUCACAUCACCCUCUAUUGUUUAUUCUGAUGCUGAUGCAAAGAAAGCGGCAGGAAGAGAUAAAACUAAAGCCAAGAUUGCUAAAGUCAAGAAGUAA
Molecule: messenger RNA, 1209 nt
Organism: Caenorhabditis briggsae
Lineage: Eukaryota; Metazoa; Nematoda; Chromadorea; Rhabditida; Rhabditidae
Gene: Cbr-mrps-18C
Product: Protein CBR-MRPS-18C
Exons: 6
Coding region: 1-1209 (402 amino acids)
Biological process (GO): translation
Cellular component (GO): mitochondrial large ribosomal subunit; ribosome
Molecular function (GO): structural constituent of ribosome
Source: RefSeq, a predicted model, not a curated record